Molecule: messenger RNA, 1307 nt
Organism: Aethalodelphis obliquidens (Pacific white-sided dolphin)
Lineage: Eukaryota; Metazoa; Chordata; Mammalia; Artiodactyla; Delphinidae
Gene: CPLX1
Product: complexin 1
Exons: 3
Coding region: 1-588 (195 amino acids)
Biological process (GO): regulation of neurotransmitter secretion; synaptic vesicle exocytosis; neurotransmitter transport
Cellular component (GO): SNARE complex; terminal bouton
Molecular function (GO): syntaxin binding
Source: RefSeq, a predicted model, not a curated record
AUGCAACAUGGUGCCCUGGAUUGGAUCCUGGAACAGAAAAGGACAUUAGUGGAGAAGGUGGUGGCGUCUGAAUACGGCCUGUGGUUUGGCCGAUGGCAGAGUGAGCUCACGCACACGCAGCCGCGGCCCAGAGGCCUGAGGCCGCCGCCCUGCUGGACGGGAGCGGGGCAGGGAGAGGGCGGGCCCGGCCUGACUGCCGCCUCCCUGUGCCCAGGGGCCACCAAGGACAUGGGCAAGAUGCUCGGGGGCGACGAGGAGAAGGACCCUGACGCCGCCAAGAAGGAGGAGGAGCGGCAGGAAGCGCUGCGGCAGGAGGAGGAGGAGCGCAAGGCCAAGUACGCCAAGAUGGAGGCCGAGCGCGAGGUCAUGCGCCAGGGCAUCCGCGACAAGUACGGCAUCAAGAAGAAGGAGGAACGCGAGGCCGAGGCCCAGGCCGCCAUGGAGGCCAGCGCGGAGGGCAGCCUGACGCGGCCCAAGAAGGCCAUCCCGCCGGGCUGCGGGGACGAGCCGGAGGCAGAGGAGGAGAGCAUCCUGGACACGGUCAUCAAGUACCUGCCCGGGCCGCUGCAGGACAUAUUCAAGAAGUAACGCCCCUGGAGCUGGACAGGAGCCCGGAGCCCCGCCCCCUCGCCCACCCCCGUCCUGCCCUCCGCGGAGGCGCCUGAAGGGAUGUCGGGAGCAGAGUGCAGCCCCCCAACGCCAAUAUAAGCCAUAGCCCUAGGUCUAUCCGCCUGCCUGGCCCCUUCAAGCCUGGGGAGCCUCCGCCCGCCUCUCACCCCAUCCCCGCACCGCGAUCGCCACCGCCUCCGAGGGAGGGGCGCCCGGCCCCCCCACGGCCCCCGCGGUCCGGGCUGCAGGCCCCGGGGACUAGCCCACGGGCUCCUCCGGCAGCGGGUGGAUUGGACCUGCCCCAGAGCCUGGGAAGCCCCUUCUCGCUCCUCCCUUCACCGCCCACCCAGCAGGGCCCGUGGCCAGGGACACCAAAAGGGCCGGCCCUGUGUUGGUGGGCGCCUGUCGGGCUCACACUCGGAAGCACAGCCAUAGUACGGGGCGCGGUCGUGAGGCCGGGGUGGGGGCUGGGAGGGGCGAGCAGCUGGCGCCUGGGGCUCAACCCCCGGGGUCAGCCUGGACCCCAAGCCCUACCCCGCACCGACGCCCGGGUUGCUGAAUCUGCCGUCCACCGCUCCCCAUCUGCACCCCUUCCCUUCUUCGUCCACCUGUGUCUGUCCUCCGGCCCCCUCCUCGGGAAGGCUUUGCUUCUUAGGACUGCUGUGGCCCGUUCUCCUCUCCACGAAGGGAGAGAAAGC